This is a messenger RNA of Knipowitschia caucasica, 963 nucleotides long. NCBI's taxonomy places the organism in Eukaryota, Metazoa, Chordata, Actinopteri, Gobiiformes, Gobiidae. The record is from the annotation of a GenBank genome assembly.
AUGAGCUUGUUCCUAAGCAACAAAGACUACAGACAGGAACCAGAGGACAGGAACCAGAGGACAGGAACCAGAGGACAAGAACCAGAGGACAAGAACCAGAGGAGAGGAACCAGAGGACAGGAACCAGAGGACAGGAACCAGAGGACAAGAACCAGAGGACAGAGACCAGAGGAGAGGAACCAGAGGACAGGGACCAGAGGACAGGAACCAGAGGACAGGAACCAGAGGACAGGAACCAGAGGACAAGAACCAGAGGACAGGGACCAGACGAGAGGAACCAGAGGAGAGGAACCAGAGGACAGGAACCAGAGGACAGGGACCAGAGGACAAGAACCAGAGGACAGAGACCAGAGGAGAGGAACCAGAGGACAGGAACCAGAGGACAGGAACCAGAGGACAAGAACCAGAGGACAGAGACCAGAGGAGAGGAACCAGAGGAGAGGAACCAGAGGACAGGAACCCGAGGACAGGGACCAGAGGACAGAGACCAGAGGAGAGGAACCAGAGGACAGGAACCAGAGGACAGAGACCAGAGGACAAGAACCAGAGGACAGGAACCAGAGGACAGGAACCAGAGGACAGGAACCAGAGGACAGGAACCAGAGGACAGGAACCAGAGGACAGGAACCAGAGGACAGGAACCAGAGGACAGGAACCAGAGGACAGGAACCAGAGGACAGGGACCAGAGGACAGGGACCAGAGGACAGGGACCAGAGGACAGGGACCAGAGGACAGGGACCAGAGGACAGGAACCAGAGGACAGGAACCAGAGGACAGGAACCAGAGGACAGGAACCAGAGGACAGGGACCAGAGGACAGGAACCAGAGGACAGGGACCAGAGGACAGGGACCAGAGGACAGGGACCAGAGGACAGGGACCAGAGGACAGGGACCAGAGGACAGGAACCAGAGGACAGGAACCAGAGGACAACAUGAUAAGACUGCCCGACCCGCCUGCUUAA